Molecule: messenger RNA, 4396 nt
Organism: Ichthyophthirius multifiliis
Lineage: Eukaryota; Ciliophora; Oligohymenophorea; Hymenostomatida
Exons: 6
Biological process (GO): DNA-templated transcription
Molecular function (GO): DNA binding; DNA-directed RNA polymerase activity
Source: RefSeq, a predicted model, not a curated record
UGGAAGCAUAUAAUAUAGCAUUUUGACAUCUUAAGAAAUAAUAGACAUGUCAGAAAUAUGUUUGACAGAACCUUAAUUUUAUAAUCCAGCAACAAAAGUACCUUUAAGCAGAGGUCCUUUAGAUUUGAGAAUGGGUCUUUCAAUGCGAGAAAAUAAUCAAAAAUGUCAAACAUGUUAAAUGGAUAUGAUAGAUUGUCCUGGACAUUUUGGAUAUAUAAAGUUAGUAUUACCAAUAUUUCAUGUAGGCUUUUUUACUGAAAUAAUAAACAUUUUAUAAUGCAUAUGCAAAAAUUGUGGUGAAAUACUAUUAAACAUUGACGAAAAGUUAGCUUGUAAAAAGCGCAUGUAACGCGCUAUAAACGAGAAAAACUACUAACUACGAAUGCUGAUAUAUACAAAAAUGCGUAAAGAGUGUAAAAAAGGUGCUAAUUCACGUUGCCGUAUUUGUGAUUAUAAAAAUGGAAAUUUAAAAAAAAUGCCUAAAAUGCCCACAACAAUAUCUUUUUAAAACCACACUAAAAUGGAAUCUGAUUUCCGUGAAAUAAAAAAAUCAGAAAAUCUUUAAUAAGAAAACCUUCGUAAAAUCCUUGAUUAAAAAUAACUUAAAGACAUGAUUCAACUUUAUAAUCCCCUUUAAACUUUUAAUUUAUUUAAAAAAAUCGCCCAAUCAGAUGUCAUAUUAUUCAAUAUAGACCAAAAUCAUCCUAUAGACCUGAUCCUAACACACAUAAUAGUUCCCCCAUCAUGUAUCCGUCCUACAAUAAAAGAAGGCGAAUCAAAUGUCCGACAUGAUGAUUUAACAGUCAAAAUUAGAGAUUUUCUUGAAAGAAAUAAACGAAUUGCUUAAAUGAUAAACGAUGGAGAAGAUCCAUCUAAAAUAAAUCAAGAAUGGUUUUUAUUAUAAUGUUCACAUGCCCAUUAUUUAAAUGCCGAAACUCCAAAUUUACCAUUUAAAAUGGACAAAGAUUUCGGAAAAAAAGACAUUAGAGCCCUAGCUUAGAGACUCAAAGGAAAAAAAGGUAGAUUUAGAGGUAAUUUAUCUGGAAAAAGAUCUAAUUUUACUGGUAGAACAGUUAUUUCACCUGAUCCUAAUAUUCCUAUAGAUAAUGUUGUUAUUCCAGAAUAUAUGGCUAAAAUAUUAACUUUUCCGGAAACUGUGGCAUCUUAUAACAUCGAUAAACUUAAAAAAUUAGUCAUUAAUGGACCCGAUAAGUACCCUGGUGCUCAUUAUAUAAUUUCAAAGGAUACUUAGGAUAAAUUUAAUCUCUCAAUAGAUAAUAGGAGGAAAAAAGCAGACGAGUUAAAAAUCGGAGAUGUAGUCGAAAGACAUAUCUAAAACGGAGAAAUUGUGCUUUUUAAUAGACAACCUUCAUUACAUAGGAUAUCGAUUAUGGCUUUUAAAGCUAAUAUAUAGAAAUGGAAUACAUUGAGGUUUAAUGAAUGUUGUUGUGCACCUUUUAACGCCGAUUUCGAUGGAGAUGAAAUGAAUAUUCACGUUCCAUAGACUAUAGAAGCUCGAGCGGAAGCCUAAUAUUUACUAGAUGUAAAAUAAAACCUAAUAAGUCCUAAAAACGGAGAAACAAUAAUCGCUCUUGUGUAAGAUUUCCUAACUGCAUCAUAUUUAAUUACUCAUAAAGAUAUGUUUUUUGACAGAGCGGCUUUUUCCUAACUCUGUACUUAUUUUUCAGAUGGAAAUGAAUAAAUAUAAUUACCUCCUCCUGCAGUUAUUCUUCCAGUAGAAAUGUGGACUGGAAAAUAAGCAAUUGACGCAAUGUUAAUUCCAAAUAGAAAAAAUAAAAUAAUUGUUAAUUUAACUUUAAAAGAAAAAUGUUACAAUACCAAAAAAGACAGGGAAAUAAUGUGCCCAAAAGAUGGAUAUGUUGUAUUCUAAAAUUCAGAAUUGUUGUGUGGAAAUUUAGGAAAAACAACUCUCGGUUCUGGAAAUAAAAAUGGUCUUUUCUAUAGAUUAAGUAGGGAUAAUUCUUAAUAAAUAGCAGCUGCGGUAAUGACUAGAUUCGCCAAAUUAUCCGCAAGAUGGCUAAGUAAUUAUGGUAUGACUAUAGGUAUAAGUGAUGUUACUCCAUCUCCUUAAUUAAAUGAAUAAAAUGAAAAAUAAAAAGAUGAAGCGAUAUAGAAAUGUACUUAUGAAAGUAAAAAAUUUGAACGAGAAAUAAAUGCUUAAUAAAAAUUACAUACUACUUCAAAUACUAGUGAAAUAGCAGCUGAUAAAAAAAAACAAGUCGAAGCUUUUAUAUCUAAAACUCUUAAUUAAGUAAGAGAAGAUAUUGGUUCGAAUUGUAAUAAAGAGUUACCUCCUACUAAUGGUCCUUUAAUUAUGGCAACUUGCGGUUCUAAAGGUUCUGCAACAAAUCUUUCUUAAAUGAUUGGCUGUGUAGGUUAAUAAAUUAUAGGUGGUAAAAGAGUUCCUAAUGGUUUUACAGGCAGGACCUUACCUCAUUUCGCAAAAGACGAAAUCUUCCCUCACCCAGAGGCAAUGGGAUUUGUCAGAAAUUCAUUUUUUACUGGACUUUCGGCCCCAGAAUUUUUCUUCCAUACAAUGGCUGGUAGAGAAUCUUUAGUUGACACAGCUGUAAAAACAGCGGAUACAGGUUAUAUGUCGAGAAGAUUGGUUAAAAUGUUGGAAGAUCUCUCAAUUAAUUACGAUUUAACUGUUAGAACUUGUGAUAAAAAAGAAUUAAUUUAAUUUAGAUAUGGAGGAGAUGGAAUAUGUCCGUGGAUGUCUGAAGAAAAAGUAAGCGAUAAAAGCGUACCUGUGGAUUUAUAUACAGUUUUUAAAAAUGUAAAAAGCAUUAUUCCAAAUAGGGAUGGAUAAAAGAGUCUUUUGCCUUUUUAAAUUAUGAAAAUUACAUUAAAAUAAUUACAGAAUGUUAAAAUGGAUUAUAUUCCGGAAUUAAAAAUUAAUAAAAAUAAUUAAUUAUAAAUAAAUGAAAUAAAUAAUCAUCAUUAUUAAUCUGAUAAUAUACAUAUAUAAAAAUUACUUUCUGAUACUUAUAAAGAAGAUUCUUCAAGUAUUGUAAAAGAACCUCUUGAAUAUUUCAAAGAUAGUGUUUUUAAUUUUAUUAGAUAAAUAUGUCUAAAAAUCAUCAAAGUAAGAUAAUAAAUAGGACUGACAAGGGGAGAUGAUGAACUCACUAAUAAUGAAUCAAGUAUUCAUGUAGAUAACUCUAUUCACAUCACAGAAUAAUAACUAAUGUUUUUCUUUAAAUUAAUAUGGGAAAGAUACCCUUAAAUGCUUGUAGAACCCGGAGAGGCAGUCGGUGCUAUUGGAGCGACUUCGAUUUCUGAACCAGCAACAUAAAUGACAUUAAAAUCUUUUCAUUUUGCAGGUAUUGCUAGUAUGAAUAUUACAUAAGGAGUUCCUCGUAUGAAAGAAAUUAUCGACGCAGCCAAAAAUAUUAGUACUCCAGUAAUAGAUGUGAAGUUAUUACCUGAAUAUUAAACAGAUGAGUAUAAUUUUAGGUCGAUAAGAUUAUAAAUAGAAAAAACUUACUUAGGUGAAAUUUGUGAAUUUUAUAAAGAAGCUUAUUCACCAAAAGAUUGUCAUUUACACAUAUAAUUGAAUUAGUAAUAAUUAGAAAAAUAUAGGACUUUAGGAUUAUAAAUUCCUACAGAAAAUAUUAUAAAAGGAAUUCUGGAAACUGCUAAAGACAUAAAAAUGGAAUAAAUAGUGGAAGUAAAAGAAUAGGGAUCACAUUUUUCAACUGCUUUGAAAAUUUACCCAACAAACGAUUUGAAAAAAAAUGUUUUUUUUAAAAUUUAAAAUUGGAAAAAAAUACUUCCUACAGCUGUUGUUUCAGGAAUGAAAAAUGUUAAAAGAGUUAAUAUUUCAAAAGAUAAAAAAAAAAAUGAAUAACAUUAUAAAUUUGACCUUUUUGUAGAAGGAAAUGCCCUAAAAUAAAUUUUAAUGCUUGAAAAAGUAGAUUUUUCAUCAACUUCAACAGUAGAUAUUUAUGAAGUGUUUGAAGUCUUGGGAAUUGAAGCUGCAAGAAAAACUAUUAUUAAUGAAAUUACAAAAACUAUUAAAUCACAUUCUCUUAAUGUUGAUACUAGGCAUUUAGUUCUUGUGGCUGAUGUACUUACUUCGAAAGGAAGAUUAUAUGGAUCAACUAGACAAGGUAUUAAUUUUAUGAAAGACAGUACUCUUAUGUUAGCUUCUUUUGAAAAAACUACAGAAAUUCUUUAUAAUGCGGCUUUGUAGGGAAGGAAGGAUUUAUUAGAAGGAGUUUCAGAAAGGAUUAUUAUAGGAUAGAAUAUUCCAAUGGGAACUGGGACUUUUAAUGUUUUAUAUGGAAAUUAAAUAAAUAAAAAUUAGAAAGGAAAAUACUUAAUUAAAUCAAAACUAAAUUUUCAACCUUUAUUUAAUGAAAAAAAUUGA